CUGCGCAGACCAAUCAGCUGCAUAGGAUCGGUUGCUGGGCGGAGCUUGUAGCGGGACUGAAUUUUCCCGCGGUUCCAGAAGCGGAGGGUUGAGUGCUCGGUAUUAGGUGAUCGUGUACUGGCAGGAUGUCAAAGAAACGGGGUCUUAGCGUUGAGGAGAAAAGAUCGAAGAUGUUGGAAAUAUUUUUUGAAAAGAAAGAUGUAUUCCAACUGAAGGACCUGGAGAAAAUCGCCCCAAAAGAGAAAGGGAUUACAUCCAUGUCGGUGAAGGACGUCCUGCAAAGCCUGGUGGACGAUGCUAUGGUGGAUUCCGAGCGCAUUGGGACCUCAAAUUACUUUUGGGCUUUUCCCAGUAAGGCUCUUCAUAGUCGAAAGAGAAAGCUGGAGACCUUGGAAAGCCAGUUGACAGAAGCAAAGCAGAAGAAAAGGAGCCUAGAGCAAAGUGUGGAAAAAGCAAAAGUUGGCCGCCAGGAUACAGAGGAAAGAUCAAAGCUGGCAGAGGAGCUGGCACUGUUGAGAAAGAAGAGGGACCAGCUGAAAGCAGAUCUGGAGAAAUACAAAGAAUGUGAUCCGGAUGUUAUAGAAGAGAUACGUCAGACCAACAAGAUGGCCAAAGAUGCUGCUAAUCGCUGGACUGACAACAUAUUUUCUGUGAAGUCCUGGGCCAAGAAAAAGUUUGGCUUUGAAGAAAGCAAGAUUGAUAAAACAUUUGGCAUACCUGAAGAAUUUGAUUAUAUUGACUGAAUUAAUAAUGAAUCAUACAGCUUUUUGUUUAUAUCAUUAGUAGUAAUGUACCCAGUGAGUGAGUAUGCCUAACCUCACUGAAUGUGAUGUACAUUAAAGGACACCUGUGAAAACCUUGGGCAUUUCAAACUGACCCUAUGGGGCAAAAUGGUUA
This is a messenger RNA of Nanorana parkeri, 897 nucleotides long. It is a transcript of the gene MND1, whose product is annotated as meiotic nuclear divisions 1. Gene Ontology annotation, molecular function: double-stranded DNA binding. NCBI's taxonomy places the organism in Eukaryota, Metazoa, Chordata, Amphibia, Anura, Dicroglossidae. The transcript is spliced from 8 exons. Gene Ontology annotation, biological process: reciprocal meiotic recombination. Gene Ontology annotation, cellular component: nucleus. The coding region runs from base 126 to 743 and encodes 205 amino acids. The record is from RefSeq and is a predicted model, not a curated record.